AUGGGGGAAGGGAGAAGCGACAACUUCGACGGUGUGAGCACCGACCGCCUUAAGCUGGAGCUGCAGGAAGAAAUCCACAUGAAGGAUAUAGUGCAACUCUCAGUGCUUGAAAUAAGACACAAGAUAGCGGAACUGGAAGCCAAACUCAAAAAUGAAGGUAGUGAAUGGAAAACCCGUUAUGAGACACAGCUUGAACUGAAUGAUCAACUAGAAAAGCAAAUUAUUUCUCUCAAAGAGAAAAUGGAAAAAAUCCGUGGAAAUCCUUUAGAUAGACUAUCUUCUAUUCGUGUCUAUGAACAAAUGCCAGUGGAAUCCUUAAAUAUGUUACUUAAACAGCUAGAAAAAGAAAAAAGGAGUCUUGAAAAUCAAGUGAAAGACUACUCACUUAGAUUGGAGCAAGAAUCAAAGGCUUACCACAAGACCAACAAUGAACGCCGUACAUACCUAGCUGAAAUGUCUCAGGUCUCUGGCUUACAAGAAGUUUCUAAAAGGCAACAGAUGGAUCAACUGCCUAGAAUGAAAGAGAAUCUAGUGAAAACGGGAAGAUAUAAUCCUGUUAAUCAGAAGGCAGUUAAUGCCAAGAGAGGACCAGUAAAAAAGAUUACAAGAUCAAACCAUCUUCCAAAACUCAAUCCAUGA
Cynocephalus volans (Philippine flying lemur) is the source of this 639-nucleotide messenger RNA. It is a transcript of the gene CCDC169, whose product is annotated as coiled-coil domain containing 169. Bases 1 to 639 code for a protein of 212 amino acids. Lineage: Eukaryota; Metazoa; Chordata; Mammalia; Dermoptera; Cynocephalidae. The record is from RefSeq and is a predicted model, not a curated record. The transcript has 8 exons.